AUGGCAUUCGAGGAUACCGCAGCAGCAGCAGCGCAGCAGCAAGAGGCUGCAGCAGCAGCAGAAGCAGCAGCUCCUGCUGCUGCUGCAGUUGUUGCUGCUGGUGAUGGUGCUGCUGCUGCUGUUAAUGUAGAGGAAAUUCCAGUUGAUGCUGCUGCAGCAGAAGCCGAAGCAGCAGCAGCAGCAGCAGCAGCAGCAGGGGAUGCCCCACUGCCUGCUGGCACCGACCCCGCAGCAGCAGCAGGAGAAGCAGCAGCAGCAGCAGGAGAAGCAGCAGCAGCAGCAGACGAAAUUGAUUCACCUAUUGAAGGUGCUGAUGGCGCAGCAGCAGCAGGAUCAGCAGCAGGAACAGCAGCAGCAGCAGCAGCAGCAGCAGCAGCAAAGAACAAGCUGCUGCUUGCUGUUUUGUUAGGUAUUCUGUUGUCUUUUGUUGUGGGUUUAAUGGGGGGCAUACAAAUAGGAAAAUCAAGAGGUGCUGCUGCGCUGCAGCAGCAGCAGCAGCUGCAGCAGCUAGCAGCAGACGGCCUAACAGAAGAGGAGCAGCAGCAGCAGCAGCAGCAGCAGGGGAGAAGAACCCCGCCCCCUAUUUCGCAGAUGCCCCUCAGGCUACCAACAGACCCGUAUGAUGAGGUAGAUGUACCUCGCCCGUAA
Messenger RNA from Eimeria mitis, 648 nucleotides. RefSeq lists its product as uncharacterized. The record is from RefSeq and is a predicted model, not a curated record. Lineage: Eukaryota; Apicomplexa; Conoidasida; Eucoccidiorida; Eimeriidae. The transcript has a single exon. The coding region runs from base 1 to 648 and encodes 215 amino acids.